AACGUCGUGGAGCACGAGGAUCACAUGGUACAGUUUGGGCCAAUGGGAGAUCUGAGAGGUCAGGUAAUCGUAUCAGCAGAUUAUGAGGAGAGAGAAAACCGAGAGAAAGAAUAGGAACACGUACAAGGCUGACACACCGGGGGCAGUGCGGUAGAAGUGUGUUCUUGGGCCGUACACCACACUGACAGGAGACAGUGUAAUUUUACACGACUACCAAACUCCCGGACACUGCAUUCUUGUUAAGUAAGGGUACCUCUGAGCAGCCAUGUCGGCCAAAGCCAUCUCCGAGCAGACGGGGAAGGAGUUCCUCUACAAGUACAUCUGUACCUCGGCUGCCGUGCAGAACCGCUUCAAGUACGCCAGCGUGACGGCCGACACCGACUGGGACCGGCUCACGCAGGACCACCCCUGGCUGCUCACUGAGCGGCUGGUGGUGAAGCCAGACCAGCUGAUAAAGCGGCGGGGGAAGCUGGGCCUGGUGGGCGUCAACCUGGACCUGAGUGGCGUGCAGGAGUGGCUGAAGGCACGCCUCAUGAGGGAGACGACGGUGGGAAAGGCUAAGGGUGUCCUGAAGAAUUUCCUCAUUGAGCCAUUUGUAGCCCACAAACAGGAGGAGGAGUUCUACGUGUGCAUCUACGCCACGCGCGAGGGAGACCACGUGCUCUUCCACCACGAGGGCGGAGUGGACGUGGGGGAUGUGGACGCCAAAGCCCAGAAGCUCCUGGUGGGAGUGGAUGAGAAGCUGAGCGAGGAUGAGGUGAAGAGCCAGCUGCUGACCCACGUGCCCCCGGAUAAGAAAGAGAUUCUGGCCAGCUUCAUAGUGGGGCUCUUCAAUCUGUAUGAGGACCUAUACUUCACCUACCUGGAGAUCAAUCCCCUGGUUGUCACCGCGGAUGGUGUGUUUGUGCUGGAUAUGGCGGCCAAAAUCGACGCUACCGCUGACUACAUCUGCAAGGCCAAGUGGGGGGAUGUGGAGUUCCCACCACCGUUUGGAAGGGAAGCUUACCCUGAGGAGGCCUACAUCGCUGACCUGGAUGCCAAGAGUGGUGCCAGCCUCAAGCUCACUUUGCUCAACCCAAGUGGGAGGAUCUGGACCAUGGUGGCUGGGGGAGGGGCAUCAGUGGUGUACAGUGACACUAUAUGUGACUUGGGUGGAGUGAAUGAGCUGGCCAACUACGGGGAGUACUCGGGGGCGCCCAGCGAACAGCAGACCUACGACUAUGCCAAGACCAUUCUGUCACUGAUGACUCGAGAGAAGCACCCAGACGGAAAAGUCCUGAUCAUUGGAGGAAGCAUUGCCAACUUCACCAACGUUGCUGCUACUUUCAAGGGCAUUGUGAGGGCCAUCAAAGACUACCAGGGCCCCCUGAAGGAACACGAGGUCACCAUCUUUGUGCGCCGUGGUGGCCCCAACUACCAGGAGGGACUGAGGGUGAUGGGAGAAGUGGGGAAGACCACCGGUAUACCCAUCCACGUCUUUGGCACAGAGACCCAUAUGACUGCUAUUGUUGGCAUGGCACUGGGCCAUCGGCCAAUCCCCAACCAGCCCCCCAUGGCUGCUCACACGGCUAACUUCCUGCUCAACUCCAGUGGCAGUGCCUCGACCCCAGCCCCCAGUAGGACUGCCUCCUUUUCCGAGCCAAGAGCAGCCAAUGACGCCACACCUGCAAAAAAGUCCAAGCCGGGCGUCCCACCAGCCACUGCUCAUUGCCCCACUUGGUCACUGAAGAGUGCUUUCGCAGGAGAUACCCAAGAACAGCAGGCCUCAUCAGACCGAGCCGGAGCUAAAGCCACCACGCUCUUCAGCAAGCACACCAAGUCCAUUGUGUGGGGUAUGCAGACGCGUGCAGUGCAGGGUAUGCUGGACUUCGACUACAUCUGUUCCCGGGACGAGCCCUCAGUGGCCGCCAUGGUCUACCCUUUCACUGGAGACCAUAAGCAGAAGUUCUACUGGGGUCACAAGGAGAUCCUUAUCCCAGUGUACAAGAACAUGGGUGACGCCAUGAAGAAGCACCCUGAGGUGGAUGUGCUCAUCAGCUUUGCCUCCCUUCGCUCCGCCUUCGACAGCACCAUGGAGACAAUGCAGUACCCCCAGAUCCACACCAUCGCCAUCAUUGCAGAGGGAAUUCCUGAGGCCCAGACCAGGAAGCUCAUCAAGAAGGCAGAUGAGAAGGGUGUGACCAUCAUUGGCCCAGCUACGGUUGGUGGAAUCAAACCUGGCUGCUUCAAGAUCGGUAACACUGGGGGCAUGCUGGACAACAUCCUGGCCUCCAAGCUGUACCGUCCUGGCAGUGUGGCCUAUGUGUCACGUUCUGGUGGAAUGUCAAACGAGCUCAACAACAUCAUCUCACGCACAACUGAUGGCGUCUUCGAGGGCGUGGCUAUUGGUGGCGACAGGUACCCAGGCUCCACAUUCAUGGACCACGUGCUGCGCUACCAGGACACCCCUGGAGUGAAGAUGAUUGUGGUAUUGGGGGAGAUUGGAGGCACGGAGGAGUACAGGAUCUGCCAGGGCAUCAAGGAGGGCAGGAUCACCAAACCUGUGGUUUGCUGGUGCAUUGGCACCUGUGCCACCAUGUUUUCCUCAGAGGUGCAAUUCGGCCAUGCGGGGGCCUGUGCCAACCAGGCGUCAGAAACGGCAGUGGCCAAAAACCAGGCCUUGCGGGAUGCCGGAGCCUACGUCCCCAAGAGUUUUGAUGAGCUGGGGGACGUCAUCAGGACGGUUUACGACGACCUCGUUGCCAAUGGUAUCAUCGUUCCUGCACAGGAGGUGCCUCCUCCAACAGUGCCUAUGGACUACUCCUGGGCAAGGGAGUUGGGCCUGAUCCGCAAGCCUGCCUCCUUCAUGACCAGCAUUUGUGAUGAGCGGGGCCAGGAGCUUAUCUAUGCCGGCAUGCCUAUUACUGAGGUCUUCAAGGAGGAGAUGGGCCUUGGAGGAGUGCUGGGGCUGCUGUGGUUCCAGCGAAGGUUGCCACGGUACGCAUGCCAGUUCAUUGAGAUGUGCCUGAUGGUAACAGCGGACCAUGGGCCCGCCGUGUCUGGUGCUCACAACACCAUCGUCUGUGCCCGCGCUGGCAAGGACCUGAUCUCCAGCCUCACAUCAGGCCUGCUCACCAUCGGUGACCGCUUUGGAGGGGCCCUGGACGCUGCUGCCAAGCAAUUCAGCAAGGCCUUCGACAGCGGCCUGCUGCCCAUGGAGUUUGUCAACAAGAUGAAGAAGGAAGGCAGGCUGAUCAUGGGCAUCGGCCACAGGGUCAAGUCGAUCAACAAUCCAGACAUGAGAGUCCAGAUCCUGAAAGACUUUGUGAAGCAGCAUUUUCCCGCCACCCAGCUGCUGGACUAUGCCCUAGACGUGGAGAAGAUCACCACAUCCAAGAAACCCAACCUCAUCCUGAACGUGGAUGGCUUCAUUGGGGUGGCCUUCGUGGACCUGCUCAGGACCUGUGGCGGAUUCACACGAGAUGAGGCCGAUGAGUUUGUGGAGAUCGGGGCUCUGAAUGGAAUAUUCGUCCUGGGCCGCAGCAUGGGAUUCAUUGGACACUACUUGGACCAGAAGAGACUGAAGCAGGGCCUGUACCGACACCCUUGGGAUGACAUCUCGUACGUGCUUCCAGAACACAUGUCCAUGUAACUAUGGCCACUCUAGAGCCAGUCCAUCCUGGAGGGCAAAGCCAAGUACCACAGCUUUCACUUCUGUCUCCAUCACUGCUGCUGGAAAGGAGGAGAGGGUGGGUGGGGAAGGGUAUUUGGUGGAGGGACACUUUGGGCAGAGGGGUAGUUAUUCACCAGUUCUUCAAAACGCACUGCAGAAAAGGAAGCAUGACUAUUGACAACAUAACGGAAGCAGUGAUGUCACCUAUUGUAUCACUGAACAACCAACCAAACUAUGCGCAACCCAAUGCAAGCUAAAACAGUGGGGUCACACCAGGAAGAAUACAGGAAUGAGAGGCAGUUGCAGGGUGAGGAUCUUCAGUUUUUAUGACCACAUUAGGUGGCACAAGAGGGACAGAGACCUCGUUCAUGGCCCAGCUUUAUCGUCUGUCACUUCGCUGCAUUUGUGGAACCCAAUGGCAUCAUCUUGUACUCGUGUAGACACAGUUGGCUGUUCUCUCAUCCACUGUCACAACUACUUGUUCUGUAAUUAUUACUUCUAUAACUCUAUACUAGCACGAUUAACCUACUGCGUAGAAAUGAAUGCUUGUGUUUCCUUGUGCAUUCUUCAGAGUUGAGCUGUUUAAGUCAAAAGCAUGCUGUCCUGUCCGAGUGACUCGUACUACAAUCUGAUCAGCCACUUGCAGAUCUAGGAGAAUAGUUUUCUAUAUAGAGAGAGGUGUAUGAAUUAAUAAAUGUGCAAAAGAAAAAUGGACAUAGUAAAAAUAGCAUAUGAAUGUAAAUGCAGAACUAAUAUGUUCGCCACUACCGUAGUUGCAGAGUGGUAAGAUGUGCUAUGUUCACGUCGAUCCUGACUUCCCUCUGGGUCCACUGCUGCUCAUUUCCUCCAGGGACUUGUGAGCAUGGACAUGAUUAUCAUAGGGAAGAGGCUGCCAGUGUGGAGUAUCUGAGCCUUCCUCUGUGGCUGUUGAAUAAAUGAUGCAAAUUCCUUCCCUCUGUCCACCAUUUAAAGCUGAAUGACACUGGGCGUUAUUUAUUAAAUAUUCACUCCAUCUGAAAUUUACCGCCUUUUUUUAGUUAACAAGUAUGUAUAAUUUAAAACAAAAAUGUGUCCUAACAUGUCACGGAUGGUCAUUUUUGAGUUGCCAAACUAAAAUGUUCACUGUCUGUUUUGUGAAGUCCUUACCUGAUGUGAAUUCAAUUGACAAAAGACAAAAGGUGUUUUUCAUUAGCUCUUGAUUUUAUCUGCUAGCUACCUCUAAGAAACAUGUAACUUAUCCUGUUAAAGCCACCCCAGGGGUUCUCCUCUUUAAAAAAAUGGAAUGGUGGUAGAUGAACGUGACGAUGACUCGUUGAAUAAGGCCCAGUGAGUCUUAACGUACCAUUAAGAGGGACCAUCGUAAUCAAGGCAUUUCCAGGUUAUCUUGACGUGGCUUUUUGUUGGCAAGCAUGAUCUCCUUGUGCUAUUAACUAUGUGAACUGUGAGGAUUUCAAACAAGAACCAGUCUGUGUUUAGUGGUGCAUUUUUUGGUCCAUGCUUCUACUUCCGCUUCUGCAGAUGUUCAGUGGAUCAUCAACACUGUCUAAAGAAUAUCAGCCUGCUAUGUUCUUUUUUUAUAUGUUUUACUGUUUUAUUUGAUUUGAAAUAAAUGUGCUUCUGUAUUGUUAUUGUAAUUAAUAUAAUAUUAAUAUCUCCAAACUGUAAUAUUGUAGUUUAAUAAAGAACUUCUUGGCUAA
Megalops cyprinoides (Indo-Pacific tarpon) is the source of this 5349-nucleotide messenger RNA. RefSeq names its product ATP-citrate synthase. Gene Ontology annotation, molecular function: ATP citrate synthase activity. The record is from RefSeq and is a predicted model, not a curated record. Gene Ontology annotation, biological process: fatty acid biosynthetic process; acetyl-CoA biosynthetic process; citrate metabolic process. NCBI's taxonomy places the organism in Eukaryota, Metazoa, Chordata, Actinopteri, Elopiformes, Megalopidae. Bases 266 to 3631 code for a protein of 1121 amino acids. Gene Ontology annotation, cellular component: cytosol. The transcript is spliced from 30 exons.